GCUGGCCCCUGUGGAAAUAUAUGUUCCAUAAAGAAGAGAGUUUCCCUUUGUGUGUAUAUAUUAGUAUCUUAGAGCUUGUGUUGUUCUGCACAUAUAUUGAGAGAUAAAGCUGCAGGAAAGGAAUGGAGACAUCCCAGCCUCUUUCUAUUGACAGCUUUUCAUAUAGUUGGCUAGUGAAUAUAAAGCCAUCUCUAGAAAGCUCAGGCAACAACCCGGUUCGGACCUCGAUCGACGCUUCCGACGAAGCUUCGUCGUUCAUCGAGAUGGACCCGAGAAUGCCGCCCUCCAAGAGAUUUUGUAGAAACUCUCAAGAUUUCAAAUUUGACUUCCCUGUCUCGCCGCCUUCUCUUGCAAUUGUACAUGCUGACCAGCUGAUUUCCAAUGGCUGCCUUGUGCCUUUUUUCAUUGAUCCACUCAAAGUUCAGACAUAUGAGGAUGAAGAUGAAGAUUUCAAUCCAAAAUCUUCCCAUACUCAAGAACACGUCCUUCCACUUCCACUUCCACUUCCACUUCCACUUCCAUCCAAUACUUCUGACUGCUCCUCCAUGAGAAAGUGCAGGAAACUAUCCAAGAAAGUAUUGCACAAAUAUUUGAGUUUUUUCAAGCCAUUGUACCAAAGAAUAAGAGGUUAUAAAGCAUCAAGUUCCAAAUCAGAAAAUGUUGCUAGAAGAUCCAAAUCUAUGAAGAAUUGGGAAUAUACAUACGACGUGUCGCCACGAAUCAGUGUAGCUUACACCGCCGAUGAUUGGCGAAGAUCCUGUGAUUCUGAGAGCUCUAUCUAUGAGGCAGUCCUCCAUUGCAAGAAAUCUAUAGGUACAUGAAGCAUGUUACAAUUUGGUCAUCAUCAUUAUCAUUAUGGUUCAGUAUUUUCUAUCAGACCAGAAAUCUAGAAAUGAAAGCAGAGGAUGAGAUCAAUUCAAGACAAACAACCAAAGAAGAGAAAAAUUAAACAUGAAAUGAUAAUGUCCCCUUCUGCUACUAUUUUCAGACCUUUUAACAAUAAACACUUGUUUCGAUACGCCUCUGACCGAGCGGGUUCCUUACGGUAAAUACUCGAAUACCAUGUGAAGUUGAUGAAGAUGAAUAGAACUUUUGUUCUUUACUUGGAGUUCUUUAGAUGAGUUGAACAAUCAAGUGACUCUUUGUUCAUAUUUUUAA
Cucurbita maxima (winter squash) is the source of this 1158-nucleotide messenger RNA. RefSeq names its product probable membrane-associated kinase regulator 6. Bases 123 to 821 code for a protein of 232 amino acids. The transcript has a single exon. The record is from RefSeq and is a predicted model, not a curated record. Lineage: Eukaryota; Viridiplantae; Streptophyta; Magnoliopsida; Cucurbitales; Cucurbitaceae.